AUGAGGUGCUCUGGUUCCUUCGCUUGUCUGAUGGACCGGCUCCUCCGGGAGGCCGCAGGCAUCGGGAAGCUGGUGGGACCUGGAUCAGGUCUGGUGAGCUUCGAUCAGACUUGCUGCGACGUGCACUGCAGAUGCCCGUCCAGAGCUCGACGUUCGCCCUCUGAGGUCCGGCCCCGGCUGACGGGAGGGUCCCUGUGUGGGCAGCACGCUCCCGGGAGCCCUCCUGCAGCCGCCUGGGCCCUCUCACAGCGCCCGGGACCCGCCGCGGAAGCUUACCUCGGCCGGCACUGCCACCGCAGCCAGGCCCCCGCACCCUGCCGGCCGUCUUCACUGGGGCACCCAGGAACACAGACAGUCAUCAAACUGCACACAAAUAAAUGUAAAACAACUGUGGGUUUUGCUCUCAAGGAGAGCAGCAGCGUGGAUUCUGUGGGAGUCGGGGACGGGAUGCCUGGCCAGACGGGGGUCAGGAAAGGCUUCCCCAAGGUGGUGCUGGGCUCGCAGCUGGGAGAUGAGACUGUGAAAAGAGAGGACAAGAUCGUGCCCAGGGCAGAGGGGGCAACGGAUGCAGUGGACCCAGACCUGGCAGAGCUGCAGACUAUUGAAGCACUGCGUCUGGAGCUUGAUGGUGAGAAGCCAAGACAGGAGGAAGAGCCCGCGCUGCGCUUCCGGGGCCUCGGGUCAGCACGAGAGGGAGGGCACUCGCUCACAGGAAAGAGGCUGUGGCGUUUCUGGCGCAGAAACGGUGACCUCCGUGGGGCCAGUCUGACCACGGGACACACCGCUUUCCCAACCAGAGUUGACAGGGUGCGGGUACCUUUCUCACAGACAAGGACGAUGGUUUAUAGAGAAAAAUAUGAUUUUGAAACUCAAGCUCAGCGCCAGCGCUUUGAAGGAAUACGUCAGGUUUCAGAGAAUGCUGUCCGCUUUCCGAAGAGUGAAAAUCCUUUGUUCCUGGUCCAGGAAGCAGGGAAAAGCGUCCCUUUUGUGGAUGUGACGGUGUGCAGUGUUUCCUGGAGCCUCUGGCGUCUCCUGUCACACCUGUUACGAGCUGGCUUGCGUCUCCCCCCAGAUUCACGUGUCGAAACUCUGACCCCUGGUACCUCCGAAUGUGGCUGUACUUCGAAGACCUCUGAAGAGGCGGUUCGCUUAAAACGAGGGGUCAGGGGUGGCGCGCAUCCCGCCUGGCUUGGGGACGCAGAGGCGCGGAGGAGGACCAGCGAGGACGCAGUGAGAGGCGGCGUCCGCAAGCCCAGCGGACGGGGGCCUCGGGAGGAACCAGCCCUGCUGGCGCCUGAGCUUGGACUCCAGCCUCCGGAACCGAGAGACGCUACCCAGCGAGUCCUGAGUCAGGCGGGGUGGCCGCUGGCCGUUGUGACAACAGCUGGACCUUUCGGGCCGUGCGUCUCAACCCUGGCCGUGCACGAGAGGCCCCCGGGAGUGCCGUUCCGCUUUCAUGCGAGGACAGCUGCUUUACAACAUCGUGCUGGCUUCUGCCCUACCCGACAGGAAUCAGCCACAGGGGUGCACGUGGCCGCCGCCCGCCCCGCCCCAGCGCUCCGCGGUCACAGGGCGCCCACCCACCCGGGUCUGAGCGCCCCGCGCCGCACGGCACAUGCGCACCGGCUGUCUGUUUGCAACACGGUCAGCCGGGAGCUGCAGCCCCUGCGCCCACGAGCCCCCCAGCCCGAGCUCUGCCGCAAGAGGAGGCGCGCAGUGAGCAGCCUGACGCUGCACCUAGAGGGCCGCCGCUCACCGCAGCCAGAAAAAGCCCUCGCACGGCACCCUGGCCCUGCAGUAAUAGGGCGGGAAAAUACUGCCACGGAGCAUAAGAGCCCCAGUUGA
Rangifer tarandus platyrhynchus (Svalbard reindeer) is the source of this 1845-nucleotide messenger RNA. The record is from the annotation of a GenBank genome assembly. NCBI's taxonomy places the organism in Eukaryota, Metazoa, Chordata, Mammalia, Artiodactyla, Cervidae.